GUUGAGUUACACGUCAGUAGGGAACCGGUACUGGUGAGUGGACGUGUACGUCAGGCGGUUCCCGGAUGCACCAAACAGAAACAUGGAACGGGUAGUGGUGGAAGUGCCGAUCAACAACGGCUUUCCCCUUGCGUGCCCUUCCACAACCCCACGAAAGCGGCAGGUGCGGUUUUCAGCGCGGCAUGACAUCAUCCUUCUGCGAGAGGUGAUUGCACAGAAUCCCUUUGCCUCCAAAGAGCCAGGGCGGAUUUGGGCACGUGUGGGAGAAAUUAUCACUGCUGCGCUCCAAGAGGAAAACUUUGAGGUGGAUGCCAGGAGGUGUAGGGAGAGGACCAUGCUGCUGCUAGACUACUACAAGAAACAAGACUUUCCCAGUCUCCGCAGGUUUGGAACAGAGAGAUUGUAUGCCCAAAAGGAGGAUCUGCUCCAUGAGGUUUUGGAGCUGGAAGCUGAGAAGGGGCUCCUAGUCAGCAAUGAGGGCACAAAGUACCAAGACGAUGAGCGGAGAAAUCGAGUCUCAGAAGAAUUAACUCUACCAGAACAGGACAAACCCAACAUCACAAUCCCACAAACAGCCACCACAGAACCAGAAGAAGAGCACGAGGCAAUGACGGAGCUGUCAGCAGCGCCCACAGCCAAGCGGCCCUGCCAGUGUUGCUGUCAGACCUACUCAGAGAUUCUCAGCUUCCUGGAGAAACGCUCAGAGGCAGAGCAGCGACUUCGAGAAGAGGAGCUUGCCUUGCGCCGAGAGGAGCUGGAGGUUCAGAGAAGUAAGAUCGCUCUGGAGAGAGAACGUCUGGGCGCUGAGAGAAAAGAGAGGGAGCGGAGAUUUGAGCUUGAGAGUCAAGAGAGGCAGGUCAUCUUGGACCUUUUAAAAGAGAAGGUGCUGAAAGGCUGACAAAGUGAAACUGUAUCACCUGCAUUUCAGUGCUCUCUUUUAGUAAGUUUGCAUGGGUUAGGAGUGCGGAGGGUGAAGUUAUCCUCUUAAAAGAGGAAGGGAAGCAGUGAAACUAGAAAUGAAAAGAUCAUGAGGGUCAGACACUGGUUAUCUAGACAAGUACACGGAGUUGCUUGAAAAAGCAUUCAGACAUCUCGAUUUUGUGCACUUUUUUUUGUAUUGUAGGUUGACUUAAAUUGAAUUGAUAAAAUUAGGUUUUCCCCAUCAAUCUGCACUCAGUAAUCAAUUUUUACAAGAGAAAUUUGAUAAAUCCAGCUGUACAUACUGUCCAUACAGUAAAGCAUGGUGCUGGUAGCAUCAUGUAUGUAGAAACCUUAAAUAUGGCAUUUCAGGCACUUCCACUUUACUCUGACAAAGCAUAGGCAGGGCCACCAAAAAUAUUGGCAUGAAAUUCACAUAUCCAGGUGUGCAAAGGCUCUGAAUGUUUUCUCAUAUAAGAAAUUUCAGAUUUUCUUUUUUUCAAAUCUCAAAAAACAUUUUAUCACUUUUACAGGAGAAUUUUUAAAUUAACGGGACAAAAAGACAGUUUCAUUAAUUAGAAAUUAACUAUAAAGCACAACAAAGUGUACAUAGUCAGAGGGUUUGGAGACUUAAAGCAGCUGCAGAACUGACAUACAAUUGACGACAGCAUCAGUAACAAUCAGCCUGGAUAAUAACUGAUUGUUAUUAAUGUUAACAGAUUACCUGUGUUUUAUGUCUAAUGGCACGGUCUCAAUGAGGUUUUUAUUUGUAGCACUGCAGUUGCUGAAAUUAAGUAAUGGAAUGGGUGUAGUGUGGAGUCUUGGGUGUGUUGACCCACUGAGCUAGAACUGGCAGACAGGAUCACUGUGUACCAAGAUGUUCUAUUAUAUAAAAUCAAUUAAUGCCUUUUCCAGCAUGACACCAACAUUGUGAGCCCUUUUUGACAGAGAGUACACAGUUGUUUGUAGUGCUAGGAUGAAAAAAGUAACCAAAAUAAGUAAAUAAGAAGGCCUGUAUGGUGGCUUAAACAUUUAUCAGCCCUGUAGCAUUUACCCAGUUAAUCACUUUACACAUGACUUAUUCAGACACUUUCUAUUUGAAGACAUUUUAAAUGAAAUAGAAAUAAAACUAUAUUUUACUGAGCGAAUUACUGUAUUUUGACUUGUAAGCACUUUUUUACUGUAAAAAUCCACACAAACACAAGCCAUGAAGUCUUUGUCCUUUAUCCUGAAAAAGAGACAAUUAGCAUAUUUUUAAAAAUAAAACUACAUUGUAAUAAAGUAUUAAUGCUGUGCAAUAGUGUGCAACUUUUUUGGAAGUAGUUUAAUUCAUCCAAAGUUUAAGUUGCUGAUCCCUUGUAGGGAACAGUCAUUGGUUAAAGUUACGAUAUGAGGUAGACACAAGAUUCAUGAUGCAACACUUUAAAAAAAAAAGUUUUCUGCUUAUG
Archocentrus centrarchus (flier cichlid) is the source of this 2366-nucleotide messenger RNA. Its product is annotated as scaffold attachment factor B1. The transcript has 7 exons. Lineage: Eukaryota; Metazoa; Chordata; Actinopteri; Cichliformes; Cichlidae. The coding region runs from base 83 to 898 and encodes 271 amino acids. The record is from RefSeq and is a predicted model, not a curated record.